UGAGACACAGUGUAAAGUGCUUUGGAUAAAAGCGCUAUAUAAGUGCAGACCAUUUACCAUUAAAUUGUAAUCACUUACAAGUGACAAGUGGCGAGCAGGUUUGGUGUCGCAAUGUAGCUAUAAUUCAAGAACUGUGCAGACUCAAAAGCUAUUUCUAUAAACAUAAACAAAAAUAUGUCCCAGAGCUAAAAAAAAAAAAAAAAAAAAGUCAUAGCUCCAUCAUGAAUUGCUUUCUUUCUCAGUACAUGUGCAUGGACAUUUUCAGAUGUGAGGCCGGUUCUUGUAGGGCACUCUUUUUUUUUCUUUUCAAUUUCUGUUUUUUUUUUUUUUUUUUUUUUUAAAUUCUCUUACAUUUGACAUGAUGCUGAAAAUAAUUACCUCUCAUUUUACUUUCGAUAUUGAAUGGCUUUGAAGGCAAUGAAGGUCCUUAAUGUACCUUUAUAAUAACAGGCUCAGCUUUACUAGUAAUGACUCGUUUUGAGUAAGAGCUUCUUGAGUAAGAGCCAUUAGCCGUGCAGUUUGCACUUCAAUGCAUUGCGCACAUUAAUGCGUACAUAUUUAAAAGCCGGUGUGAUCUUUAUCUCAUAAUUGGCAGAAACAUAUGUUUAUGUUAGAUGACCAUCUCAAGUAAACAAAGCAGAGAAACAAGGCUCAGCAUCUCCUUUGCUCGUCCCUUUUAAAUAAAAAUGUGAAAGAACCAAUUUGAAAUUAAAUAAAAUAAAUAGAAAUUCCAUGGCUUGCACACAGUGAUUCUUUGCCCAUUUUCUGUAUACGCCAGUGUGACCAAUCACCAGGCAGGAAUGUGCCUAAGGAAAUGUUCUGUUUCCUGAAAGCUGAGUUUCCUCCCAACCAGUGAGCUCCAGUCCUGACUGUUACUGACUUUUCAGAUGGUCUCUACAUCUAGGAGGUGGUUAUAUCAUGAACACUCAAGAGCUGGGCUUUGUUUUGAAUCCUGGAGUCCACAACUGAAGCAGAUGCUCUGCUACGUUUGACUGCUCCAGCCUCUACAGAGACACCAGUCUGCACCGAUGUGUCCUCUGUAGUCUAUCUGUAGUGGAAACAGCCAUGCCGACUGAAUCAGUCACUGAAGCGACUGCUCUACAGUUUCCCACACAGUCUGUGGAGAGUUCUGAUGGCCUGAUAUCUCAGCACAUAAAACAAGUACCAUCCACCGAGGGUCCACCAUCUGACAGCUGUAAGACGGCUGUUUCCCAGGCUUGCUGGGAAGUAAACGUGGCCUUUAUGCUUGUGGUUCUCGCCGGGUUCCUCAUCUUGGCUCUGUUUUACUGCGUCCUUCACCUGUGGCACAAACUGCGUUUGGCUCAGGCAGGAAAUGCUUUAGAGUACUUUGGAUUCUACCACAUGGCAAACUACAGCUUGAAACACCAACAUGAACCAACAAGUUUACCUUCAGUGGAUAUUGAUCCCCCUGUUCAGGUGCCUCCUUGUUAUCCACCUCAAACUGUGGUUCCUGAAGAUAGUCAUCCGGUCAUCCCUCCACUCCUCCCUCCACCACCUCUACUUUCAUCUCGACCACCCUCCACCAUGCCUCUGCCGCACCCCAUCAUCUACACUACCCCACCCAGUCCGCAGUCUGACGCAGAGGUAUAUUCCCGCAUAGGCACUCUGCGGCCCUCCAGGCACUCGAGCGUGAGUCAGACACAGGUGGUUCUCUUUGAACACUCGUCCCUGUGACCCCCUCGGAAAAGAACUCCGUCCUCUGUCUCUCCCAUCACAGCAUUUGCUAAGAGACUGCCUUUCACAGUCUAGUGAUUCUGUCAACUUUCAUGUCAUGGUUUUUUUUUCUUGCAUCCUCGGAUGUGGCCUGUGGUACUACUCCAUCUCAUCCAUCUUCACAUGGACAGAACAAUAUGUUGAGGCUGUUUUGACCGUUUAUAGUAUCAUUUUCAAUCUACAUGUAUUUGCUUCUUUAGAUUUGCACUAAAGCUAUGAAGGUUCUAACAGAUAACUUUCCAGUUUAGCACUGCCAUAUUAUAUUCCUUAAUAUCAUCACACUCACCUCAGUUCUGAGACCACAUUUGUACUUUAGAGGAGAUAAUACAGAUAAUAUGUAGGGAAUAUGAGAUGUGCUUUUAUAGGAAAAUAAUCAAGGACAAUAUAGUAUAGUAUGAUAUGGACUGGGUGCACGGUGGCUUCCCGCCGCGGCCCUGUGUGUGCGGAGUUUGCAUGUUCUCCCCAUGCUGCGGGGGUUUCCUCCGGGUACGCCGAUUUCCUCCCCGAGUCCAAAGACAUGCACUGUAGGCUGAUCUAAGUGUCCGUAGUGUAUGAAUGGGUGUGUGAAUGUGAAUGUUUACGUGAGUGUGCCCUACGAUGGAUUGGCACCCCAUCCAGGGUGUACCCUGCCUUGUACCCCAUGAUCCCUGGGAUAGGCUCCAGGCUCCCCACGACCCAGUAGAAUAAGCGGUAUAGAAAAUGGAUGGAUGAUAUGGACCGAUGCAAAGUAAAUUAUUUUCCUGUAACAGCACAUCCCAGAGUGUUUUCUCCUCUUAUACCACAGCAAUUUGCAAACAACUGUAUUUUUGUAUUAAUUAACUUAUGUUACAGCAGCUAUAUGCAAGUGUUCUUUCACCAACCUCUCUUUCCCUCCCCCUCUCUUGUAGUUAAUAAGACAAAACAAAACCCACAGCUUUUACAGAUAAACUGCAAAGUGUAAACUCCUGUCCUGAAGAUUUUGACAUGGUGCACCUUCCAUAAAUAAAAAUCUCCUAAGAGAAAUCUCAAUGAUUAUACAUUUUUUUCAUCCGUUUAUUUUUAGUCUUAGAUUACGUAGAGCGUAUCUGCUAUACAAUCCCCUGUGCAUGAGCUGUUACCAUAGAAAUGUAUAGCAUUGGAAUGAGUGUAUUGAUAUAAACCUGUGAUUUAGAGCUGCACUACUGUCAGAACUACUAUCAUCAGGGCAAAUAGUGCAUGUUUUUGUAACUAGUACUCCUUUUUUAAAGUAUUAUAAGUUGUAGUCAGAGAUGUCAUAUUCAUACAGUGAUUCGUUCUGUAUGAUAUUAGAUUGUUUUGACAUGAUUGCUAGGCUCAGUGGCUCAAUUCCUUCUGAAGGCAUUAUUCCUGACUUUGUUUUUGCUCCAGCAUGUUCCUCUUAUUUCCUUUGUUGCUCUGGCUUUCCUUCAUAGGGUGGGAUUUCCUGGACAGCUUUUCCACUGCAUUUGUUUUUUUUCCCAACUUCCUCUCUUCUGUCUUAAAGGAGAAGUUCAGCCAAAAUCCCAGACCAUAUUAAAAAUGCUCUCUCUAUAUACAUUUCACUAUUGUUACUAAAUACAGUGCCCUCCACGAUUAUUGGCACCCUUGGUAAAUAUGAGCAAAGAAGGCUGUGAAAAAUUAUCUUUAUUGUUUAACAUUUUGAUCUUUUGUAAAAAAUAAAAUAAAAAAUAAAUAAAUAAAUAAAACACAUAAAUACUCUGCUCUCAUGGAUAUUAAACAGUUGCAAACAAGAAUAUAUUUGAAGUAUAUUCCCAUUGAUAUUUUAAAUUUGUGGUUUAGUCAUUAGCACGAUUGCCCCGUACUGCCGGGGUUGGGGGCUUGAUUCCCGUCUCCGCCCUGUGUGCGUGGAGCUUGCAUGUUCUCCCCAUGCUUUGGGGGUUUCCUCCUGGUACUGGUUUCCUCCUCCCUCAGUCCAAAAACAUGCAUUGUGGGCUGACUGGCAUCUCUAAAUUGACCAUAGUGUGUGAAUGGGUGUGUGAGUGUGUGUGAUUGUGCCCUGCAAAUGGUUGGCAGAUCAUCAAGGGUGUCCCCUGCCUUGCAACAACUUUUUGUGUGUGUGUGUGUGUGUGUGAUAUAGUAGUUAUGUUUAUGUGACAUUUUGUGUUUGUGUUUGUGAUAUUUUUGUUUACCUCUGUGAUAUUACGUUUGUGUUGUUUCAUAAGAAAUGUUUUUGAAAUGUUUUCUUUCAUGGCCAGUGAACAGAGGCCGUUUAAUCCUCAAGGCUUUUUAUACCUUUUCGACGAUAAUAACAGAUCUAUCGUUCUUCUAUCUUUUUCUGUUUUUUAAAAAAAAAUCUUCAGGAGCAGGCCUUCAUCCAGCAAAACCUUUCAGUAAAUCAUCUAAUACUACCGUGGGUUUAGUCGUAUUUUUGAUGUAAAGCCGGGGGAAAUGUACACAGCUGUUUGAUUAGAUCAGAUCCUCCCGGAUCUGAGAGCUCAUCACGUACUCCCGAAGCACAAUGCUUUAUAACGGAGCAAUUUGUCUGCCUCAAAUAAACCACGUAUCAACCAGAUGAGAAAUGUUCCAACUGGCAAGUUUUCUCCAAACUAAUAUCACCUGGAAAGACUGUGGCUCUUUCCCAGUACCAAGAAUGUAAACUUUGGACUUGUGUUCCUUUUUGCCAAGCACGAACAAUCCUAAAGGACGUAAUAAUAAGAGCGUACGAAACACGAUAUUUUUAAAUUUGGACAUUUUUUCAUUUUUGAGAAAUAAAGACGUGAUGAUUUCAGUUUAUAUGCCACAACGUAUGCAAAUUCCCUAAAAGAACUCCUAACCAAUGCAUAUUUGUUCCGAGACGUUCCCCUGUCUAUGGUCUAAAGCAUC
Molecule: messenger RNA, 4554 nt
Organism: Ictalurus furcatus (blue catfish)
Lineage: Eukaryota; Metazoa; Chordata; Actinopteri; Siluriformes; Ictaluridae
Exons: 2
Coding region: 1066-1695 (209 amino acids)
Source: RefSeq, a predicted model, not a curated record